Paramuricea clavata is the source of this 19469-nucleotide messenger RNA. The record is from the annotation of a GenBank genome assembly. NCBI's taxonomy places the organism in Eukaryota, Metazoa, Cnidaria, Anthozoa, Malacalcyonacea, Plexauridae.
AUGGAGCCUCGCAUUGAAACUAGAAGAGGGAAAAGACUAUUAGUAGAGGUAAGUAAUUUUAUCAAUAUUACAUUUGUUAAGUAAUGCAAGUGCUCUCUUAACAUCCUGCGCGCUUAAUAACUCGAUCACGCGCAUACCAAAUCGUGAGAAAUAAUCUGUGGAAGUCUCGAUAUUUCGAGUUCUUCCAAACUAGCAAAAGUGCAUGGCAGUUUACUAAUAGAUAAACUAACGUUACAACCGAAACUUCAAGAGGUUCAUGAAAAAUAGGGCAGCAAGAAUUAUUGGAGAUAAUUGGGAGACUCGUUCCAAAGAUGUCAUGAACAAAUUGAAUUGUCCAGCCCUAAACCAGUCUUCCUACAUGAUCAAUAUCAGACCAGUUCAAAUUUCAGUAAAUUAAUUAUCAAUUCGUAUUACAGUGCAUGUGCGUAGUACAGUAAUUGCACUAUGCUGAAGCUGGCAAACCAAGAACAAAUGCAAUAAAAUGAAGUUUUAGCUACCAUACACCUAAAACCUAGAAUAACAAGACGCUCUCUCGAGCGUUAAGUUGCUGGGGCUUUUUAAAUAGGCGCCUGCGUGAUUUGCAACGAGCGGUAAGAAUAUAUCCAACGAUUUGUGGGCUUGAUUUGUAAUUGUACAUAAGUUUAUUAAAUAGUGAGACGUUGCGACAUAAUGUAUACAGCAAAUUUAAUUAACUAAGGGACGGACCAUUAGAAAAGUGAUGGGGGGGGGGGACGGAUUUUCUAAGAGGCAAUAUUUUUUUUUGUACACCUAUAGAAAUUUUUUUUCUCACUUGAUGGCUGGAAAUAUAUUUUUUUAUUAAAAUUUAUAGGCCUAUCUUCCAAGAAAGGAAUUUUUUUUGCACUAUGCCUGGGAAGAUUUUUUCCCCUAAUUUUUUCCUGGGAAUAAAUUUUUUUGGGUUCCCCCCCCCCCCAUCGGUUUUCUAAUGGUCCGUCCCUAAGGUCGUCCUUUCAAUGAAGUGGAAUCUCACAAUCAGGUCCGUUGCACAAGAGUUCAUCAUAUCGCUGAACUGAAGAAUUCCUACAGGUCAUAAAAGAGAUCCACUGAAGAAUUCCUGUUAAUACCCAUGAAGAGAAACCCUGGAAGAAUCUCAAUUUUUACAUUUGACCCCUGAGAAAAUCUCAUUCAAUAUAUCCAUUACCGGAUUACCCCCAAAGAAUUCCACACAGAAAUUUGCUUAUCCCUAAGGAAUUCCAAAGCUAAAAAUUUAUCACCUCAUUCCAGCAGAAUUGAAAGCUGAAAUAGCCCAUUUUAUGCUGGCACUGUGGCACAAGUGUACAUACUUGGGCCUUGGGCCAUAAUAGCCCCUUAUUCAUAUUUGAGGAUAAAUACAGAUUUGUGUAUUUUUAUUUUAACUUGUUUAUCAGACAGUUAAGGACUAAGGAGUCGUUUGUGAAUUAAGCCAUUGAUUGACAGCACUCUCUCCCUGAUGAGUAAAAUCCUUGGCAUUAGACACAGUAAAAUAAUAAAGUAGGUUACAUGAGGGUACAUUGCCACUUAAAGGGUUAUAUGAUAUGGACAAUCGCAUAUAUUGGAUUAUUGGUGCGGAAUUUAGCUUUUUGCACCUAACUGAUGCAUGCGAUAGACAGUGGUUAUAUUUCACCUCAGGGCCGUAGCAACCAGGGGGGGGGGGGCUGUUUGAAAUUGUAAAUUUCGACAUACUAAAAUGCUGUUUUCUGACCAUCGGAAUUCUGUCAAAUCUUCCCAAAGUUCAGGAAAUGGCAUUUCAGAGACUCUAAAUUUAAAAUUUUCCUUGGGCCUUUGGCCAUUGCUUUCAGUUCCCCAAUCAAAAAGAGCUUCCCACAGCACUGCACUCCCUGAGCUAUUGGCAUUAAAAUUUUACAUAACUUUAUAUUAGCAGUCAGUGGUGUAGAACUGAAUCGCUAACAAAGAGGGCCCUCAAAGAGGGGGGGGGGGGAAUGACAAGACGUGGGGUAACCAGGCAUUGAGGGUGCAACAUGGUAAAUAUGGAUAGUUCCAGUAUUCACUUUUGGUUCUAGCAAUUCUUCAAUUGGUGAUUUUUAACUAAAGGGCUUAACAUCAAAUAAUACACUCCAAAAUAUUGAAGCUAUUACAUGUUAGAGCCACAUAAAUAUCAUCAAAUGGUUAGAUCCUAUAACCAGAAUAAUAAUUGGACCUUAUGUAAUGUUAACAUAAUACAGCCAAUGGCUGCAAGGUUUAUCAAUUAAAAACAUCUAUCUAAGAAAUACCAAUCCAAGAUUGUGUGUCACGUACCUCGUGUGUCACUUCAAAACAGCCAACAUUUGAGCCUUCUUGAAAAUAGAGCUAGCAUGCAAAUAUGACAGUUCCAAUACAUGUAAACAAAUACGAUUUUUAUGCAGACUAUUGGAGCAACCAGGACUAUAAGCCAUAUUAAAGCGUAUAUAGAUGUAAAACUUCACAAAACAAAAAUAUAAACGUUCAGAAAUAACGGUUCGACGAAUAAAUAACACAGUUAUUGUCAGUUAAUCCACCUCGGAAUCUACUCCACUCCUCGAUAGUGAAACGUCGACAUAAUUCUGUAUAUUCUUGAUGGAUUUCUUUCAAAAAGCCCCCAGAAGAAAAAGCGUGAUUGAAAGAACAAUUUGACGUUCACUUUAUACACUUACGAAGACUUUAAGACCGUUAAAAUAGCGAAAAUGUAUGCACGUAUUGCUUCGUAUAUAGAUCAGUGGGAAUUUCCAUUUUGCGACUAUCCAUGGAGAAGGAGAAGGAGAAGGAGACCAAUUUCACCUAACCUGAAGUUCAGGCCCUAUCACAGAAUAGGGCCUGACACAAAACCUAUCUAAAGUGUGGGAUUCCCGUCCACCUGGUGGACGGGAAAUCUGAUUGGUUGAUCAGCAUCAUGAAGGAUUUUGAUUGGUUGCAAGUUCACAUAAACAACAGUUUUAAAAAUAGCUCGGUCAAGGCGAGAAUUAAUAUAAAGGUCAAACGCACGUAACAAAUUCCAUUAUCGAUUUCUUCGAAUUUCUUUUCUUUUAUGCUUUAUGGCAGAAAAUAAAUCAAACAAACAGUAUUUUGAAAGGGCUUCAUCAAAAUCUUUGACGAAUUUUGGAUACACACGACGCUGAAAGAACAGCCAAACUAGUCAUGUAUUCGAAAGCUUGUUGUUGACAGCCAAGAUGUUCUGCCAAAUUGCUUCGCCGGCAAAAGUCUUAUUUCUAAUAUCAGGUCCUACCGGCGUUGUUUUCUGAGCUACAUCGCCUUCUUCGUGGUAUGAUUGAGAAUUUAAUUGUUGCUGUUAUUAGCCCGUUAGUCGUAACACUUGCUGGACGCGGAUAUACUCUAACGAGUCGUUAGAGUAUAUCCGCGUCCAGCAAGUUGAGACCUUGAGAAAGCUUGGCAGUCAAGCCGUGCACAGAACUGACUAAUUAAAUCUUUGUUUGCUGUUCGCCUGUUCGGUUAAAUAGAGAAACUGACUCUUAAUUAUAUAAAAGUACCUUGAAUUUUUAAGUUUAAUUAAAAAGCAAAAUGCUCUGCGGACAUGUUCAUGAGAAUAUAAUUUUUUUGUGUAACGAAAUCUACAACAUUUGUCAAUCAUAUUGCAUGUGUGUCUAAAAAUAACAUGUGGGCGUCUCACGGUCUAGACAGGUUUUGUGUCAGGCCCUAUUUCAAAUUAGGGCCUGAACUUCAGGUUAAAUUUCACCCGAAACCUAUAGUUGCUGGCACAGGUGCCCCAGCAACUAAUUAAACUGCCAACUGAACUGAAAAAUCUUACGAUCUCUCAUGAUAGAGUAUUUGAGAUUUCAUGUUCAAUGCUCGAAAUAAAUCUGGUAUUUCCGCACACCCAUGUAUUAUUCUCUAUAUUUAACAGUUAUUCUACGAACUCGAGUCGAAUAUGAGCUGAUAGCUUAAUUCAGCGAAUUUAAGAGCCUUCGACAGUAAAUAAUAAAUCGAAACGUCGCGAAGGCUCUGCCGGUUCAACAGGGAGAUUCUUUGAUUAAACCGCGCCAAUCACAAAACAGAAUUAGUGGUUUUAGUACUAGCCCGCGUGCAGGCCCAAGGGAACUGAUAGUGGGCCUGCAAGCAAGGCCCGGUAUUUUGUAAAACGCCCCUUUUCAUAACACGCCCCAUUCGCGCGUCAAUUGUCCAAAAAGAACCAAUGACAGCAACCCAAAUAUUAACAAACAAACUCGCAUUAAAAUGUUGCGGGGUUUUCUCUGCUUUAAUAUUCAAAAUAGAAACAAUGUGUAUUAAAUGCCUGUGUUAAAACUAAAAAAAAACAAGCAACGCAGUCAGUAAUUGCCAAAUUUACAAGUGCUCAUUUUCAACUAAAAUCGGAACAGGCAAAUUAAGACGAAUUUCAACAGAAAACCAGUCUCAAACUUCAAAUCGUGAGGGAAGUCGUGCGACCACAUCAACAUUUAUAAUGUUGCUUCGCUGUCGCCAUUGUUAUAAAUAGUCUCACUUAUCAGAUCGUGUGUGCAAUUCUUGUUGGCGGCGGAUCGGAAAGUACGGAAUUUAUUUCAGUUAUUUCAUUUGGUGAGAACUCUACAAAAGAAGAGAGCGUUCAGAGUCCAGAUCGUUUCGUUUCAAACGGCAAUUUAAUACCGUCUUAUCUUUUGCUCUCUCAGCGAAGCCUUGUAAAUCGCAAAGUAUUUUGAAUAGGCUUACAUCACAUGCAACUGCAUCUCAACAUCAACCAAAAGAUAAUUUUCUUGAGGAACAUAUAACGUAUCAAGUCUGUUUGAAAUUAAUGAAACUCAAUUAAAGGUUACUAUAGUUUUACCCCAUUCGUAAUAAAUGUUGCUAUUCCAACACCUCACGACAAGCAAUCCUCAUUGGCAUAACGGCAAAAACAUCUCUUCCUUCAAGUAAACAAUAAACAGUCUGUUCUUGUUCCAUUUGUAAUCGAAAAAGUGAUCAAUUUUCGAAUUUUAAGCUUAUCGAGAGCCUUUGUCUAUGCCUUUGUGAUGAAUCACUGACCUAAUUAUAGAAUCCAACAGCAAACAGCCAAUCAGAAUGCCGCGUUCGUGGGCGAACGCGGAAAGUACAAAAUACCGGCCCUUGCUUGCAGGCCCACUAUCAAGUUCCCUUCAGCCUGCUCCCUUGGGCCUGCACGCGGGCUAUUUUAGUACAGAUUCUGUAUAUAUGAAACAGCCCUUAAAUUACACUAACCGUGUCACUCUACGAUGGAAUAUAUAAAUACUGUCUGAUCAUUUUCCAUCGGUAAAAAUUACGAUGUUUAGUUAUUUAUCAUCAAUGCUAUCUUAAAAUUUUCCUGUGCAAAUGUUCUAUGUUAAGUGACAUUUUACUUUUUGUCUUAGAAAAAAAAGACACCCCCAACAGCCACACCUUCAACGCUAACACCAGCGACAGUCCAAGCUUCAACACAAGCUGGCGCGCCAAUCAGAAAUUUUACAGGUUCCUUGACAGUUGGCGAGGGAGGACCAAUUGUCCUUCAGGACAUAUAUUUCUUGGAACGAAUGCAACAUGCACUACGCGAGAGAAUUCCGGAAAGAUUUGUUCACGCCAAAGGUGCCGGAGCACACGGUUAUUUUGAGGUUACCAACGACAUCACAAGUCACUGCAAGGCGAGUUUGUUCUCCGAAGUCGGAAAGAAGACAAAGUGCAUGGUUAGAUUGUCUACCGUAGGUAUGAAAUACAUUUUGUUUACAUCAUAUUUACAUUAUUCCCCUCCGGUCAAAAACAAGAUGGCUUCCUGUUUCGUUCGGUUACAGACGAGCCGGCAAAUUUUUGCACUGAACGAAGAAGCGGUUUCGCCAAACACGAAGAAAGGCGCGACGUUUUGUUUAACAAUGUGUUGAGAUACUCUUUAAAGCUAUUUCUAACGAAUAGAAAUGAUAAAAUUAUCGAAGUUGUGCAAAUAAUGUUUUGUUUACAUCUAGAUAAUUACGGGAGAUGAAAUACAAAGUGUUCUAAAAAUAUUUUUACCCGUCAGUGUCGGUAAUUAAUAUUUUAAUUUACCUACGUGCCGGUAAAUAGUGCAAGGGUAUCACCUCAACGCUUCGCGUUACAGUGAAUAUCUUUGCACUAUUCACCUCCUCUUUGUUGAAUAAUUGUUGACUUAAAGAUUAAUUUUGAUUUCUUUAAAUUAAACAAAAAACUCGUAAAACAGAUAUAUAUCGUCCUGGUGUGAUAUUCAAAUUAGAUACUUAAUAUAUGGCUCGCUUAUUUAUGAAACUAAACAUUUGAGGUGAGAUACCUUUGAUUUCGUAGGGACGAUGUAGCCAGGAAGGCAAGGAGUUAGGAAAUUUUGAAACUUUGAUGAUGACAUCUAAUUAACAAAGACUUUACAAUCACCAAAGUCUUGAUAGGGGGUCUAUUGAGGGGGUUGGUCGCUCCGCAAACCGUCCUAUUUUUGUCUCCACCGUUAAUCGCCCGUAUUUUCUUCGUGAAAACCGUUACCGUCAUUUUUCUUAUACAGUAAAAGUUUAUCGGCCAGAAACUUCGCAACGGUCGACAAGAGGACAAAGAUAUAGAAGAUUUUCGUUGAGAAACAUUUAACUGCAUGAUAUAUAUUCAGGAAUCUUGUUGGACGCCUCGCAAGCAUAGAUAUCUUAUAUACACUAGAUAGUGCAACUAAUUAUUCUGCAAUUCAAAAAUUGAAGCCGUAAUAUCCUUGGCUUCAACUUUGCUUAGAGAUGUGCUAUCUAGUAUAUAUAAGAUAUCUAUGUUCACAAGUUGCAGACCCAAAUAGAACACAAUAUUAAUAUUUCUGUGAAGAAUUUCAAUACUGCACGUAGCUAUAACUAACUAUUAUUUCAAGCUUGUGGGGGAGUAUACAGACAUUCUGUCUGUAGGAAUUGAAAGGUUUAGCCGCCCUUUCUCUGAACAAAGAAAAUUAAAAACAAAAUACUUCAGCCUUUUAUUAUAAAAAAUACUUAAGUCUUUUACAACGUAAGUACAGAAGCUACAGGAAACUUUAGCCUGUAUAUUGUCAGUUCUAAACUCUUCUCCCUAAAGGUCCAGUAAGGACUAUCUUUUAUUGGUCGAGUGUGUUACCAGCUACACGAAGAAGCUUUAACUAAACCAACUUUAUAAACCAAGAGCUCAUGCUUGCUGCAUAAUAUAACUUUCUGCGUAAUGUUGGUGAAAAGAAUCAACAAUAUGCAGCCAAUUCAAAAAAGGUUGUCCUUUAAAAAACCUUAAACUCUAAACCUUAAACCUUUAACUGUAAGCGCGUAAAGCGUAAUGGGAGCACAAGUUUCAGGCGUAGUAGUUGAAUAUUGCAGCUAUUUGUGAAUCAAUUAUUCUCGCAAGGAAAUUUUUACCAUGUCUCUAAGAAACAGGCCCCAUGCUGCUUUCUAAACUGAUUAAGCAUGACUGUUUAAGAGAGCAUAACUGUCUUAGAGUUUAAGGUUUUUCAAAAGAAAACCUUCUUUGAAUUAGCUGUAUAUGGUUUGAAAUAUUUCAUCAUUUUAAACCUUUGACGACACUAUACUAUACCUUUGAAACUAAUAUUUUAAUCACUUGCAUAAUGCCAUAGCUUUAUUUAAUUUACAUAUAUCAAAUGAAACUAAAAUAUAUGGAGAACGAAAAAAAGAUACCGGUAACUUAGAGAAGUUGUCCAGUGAACGUAUUUUACAGUUUUACAUAAUUAUUCCUUGUGCCUAAAAUGUUGACUUAAAUUUCGUUGCCAUUGCAGUAAAACUCGCCUCUGUUCAUGGCCAUGCUUAUGGGCAAAUAUCACAGAAGACAAGAUAUUGUAUAGAGGCAAUUACGCCAACAUUGAGACAAUUACGCUAAAGCUAAAUAAAGAUUUAAAGAGUUUUGAAAUAUUUUUGUUUGCCGUAAUUUAGAGAUAGAAAGAUAGUCACGUUUUCAAGCAUUUUGUGGGGAUUUUUUUUAAUAAUUAAUGUAGCCAUUGUGUUUUUUAAAGAUAUUUCGUUAUCUCGAUACCAUGCAUUAUCAUAUAUAAAGCACAUUAAUAAGAUCCUUGAUCAUGAUCUUGUAGGCUUGCAUGCUAAAAAUAAAUAUAAUUGGGUUUAUUUGUUUUGUUUUGUGGAGACGUUCAAUUUCUUUGUCUCAGCUUUGGCGAAGCUUUCGAACCAAGCUGGAUCGUUAAUAAUUUAGCCUAAUACAUUCGUGCAUGAAGAUCCACGCAGGCUUACAUAUCGAAAGCUACUAAUACAAAAUAAACGUGCAUGAUGUUUCCACAAAUACCAAACAAAUAUAUUUCCGGCAUGCAAUCAUACAAGCCUUUCGCUGCGAAAUUUAAACUUAUACACUGAGUAUAUAUUAUAAAUGAAGUAAUCUAGUUUAGUGUCUUCUUACACUAGACCUCGACGAAGAACAGGUUAAUCACUGACUAAUGCAGAUGGAAUUCCAAAACAAAAUUAUAUCACGAAUGUUGACAACGAACCGACCAGACCGCGUAGCUCAGUUGGCAGAGCAUUGGACUAGUAUUCCAAAUUAUAGGUCGUAGAUUCGAUUCACCCACCGUGGUCAGGCAUAUUUUUCAAGCUUGCCCGGUGUGGAUAUACACUCAGAGUAACAUCACAAGCAUAGUAUAUCAGCUAGUUUGCAAGAAUAUCAGUGUUAAGGAGUAAGGACAAAUACAAGUCUAAACUAAACAAACUAGUAUCCUCUAGUAUAAAUAAAUUUAAUCCAGUUUAAGUUUUGUCCGGUAUAUAGUUACAAUGGACCACUAUAGAUCCCUGUGAGAAAUUUAGCCUAGUAGUUGCAGUGUGCUUGCCGUAUUCAUAAAAAUGUUUAAUAAGAUCAAGCAUUGUCGAUUUUGAUACUGUACAUGUAAAGAUAUGGCUAUCUUCAACAUUUAUUCCGUACCUUAUAAAUUAAACAGGAAACAUUGUUUUCAGCAUAAUUAUAAACUUUAAAAUUAUAUACAAUAUAACAUACUCGUACAAAUAUAUUUGAUCUAAUUAUAUAGAAAUUAACGUUUGUGCGAAACAUGCAUGGCGCGGCCCGCUGCUGUACUGGAUGUGUGAUUCGCACGUUUUUAGUGCCUCCCACGUCUCGCACUUUAUGCAGACCCAAGGUUAUUGAUACUUUCAAAUAAUAACGAUGAUAAAUUGGCAGUUUCAACACUGCAUAGUAAGCCAUUUUGUAUUUUGCGUAUAAGAACUGAUCUAUAAUUUACAAACUCCAGUUCCGCGGACUUCCCAGGUUUCGACCAUUUUUUAUGGCAGAUAGCCUGACAACCUCGUACCCAGGGUCUUUCCUCUUGUGGAGAGAAAAGACCCUGGUGGACGCUGGUCACGUGAUCUGCUAAAUGUCAAAUAUUUAUUGACCUCGACUUGGAUUACUAAUUAAAAAUCUGCUAGAUUUAAGCAGAUCACGUGACCAACGUCUACCAGGGUCUUUUCUCUGUUCACAAAGAGGAAAGACCCUCGGUACGAGGUUGAUAGUCUAACUCAGUAACAAAUUUACUAUGCUUUAUUACAUUUUAUUUUUGUGAACUGGCAGCCAAUCUUCAAAAGGAGCUUAUGAGUUAUGUAAUAUAGUCUAUGCUCAACGAUUUUCCAUUACCGAGUGAUUAUUUCUUCACCGUAAACCGCCACGAGAAUGGAGGUAUAUCCGAAAACCGGCAUCUUAAAAUCGCCCGAACCGCCUAACCGGCAAACUAUAAUAGACCCCCUUGAUAGUGAAUUAUUAAAGCAAAUAUCCCUUUGCAAAAGGUCACAAAUAUUUGGAAAGAAUGAGUGACUAGACGGCAUGGUUUUUAGGGCAAUGAAAAGACAAUGGAAAGUUAUAUGCCGAGAUUCAUGCAAAUGGCCCAUUGCAUUAAAUUUGAGCAAAAUAUAUCUCAAACUCAUUAAUAAUUUAUCAGUUAAUUUGGCAACUAUAUUGCUUUAUCAUGUUCACAUGAUAAUACAGAAUACCUGGUGAUAUAUAUUGAACCAGUCCUAGAACUGGAUCAAAAUUAAUUCACCACACUCUUGGUGAUUUAUUCGUACGAGAUGUAAUAUUUAUAAUCCUCCAAUUUGGACUGAAUCAGAUUCAAGUCCUCAUAUUCUGAUCCAAUUGCGCGGGUCUUGAAAUCUAGUCCAUUCGUCAUAGUCGGAUUUGGAAUAUUAGAUCAAAAACUGAAAUUUGAACAAACCAAAUGGCAUGUUGGCGACCUCAAUUCUCACCCUCCUAAUUCGUGAAGUAUCCGUCAGUGUUUCCGUUUUAAUUUCCACUUCCUUUAUCUUAAGAUGGUGAACGUGGAAGUUCUGACAACGAGCGAGAUGCAAGGGGCUUCGCCGUUAAAUUUUACACAGAUGAAGGCAUCUGGGACUUGCUUUCCCUCAGUACUGCUGUUUUCUUCAUCAGAGAUCCCAUUUUGGUACACAUAAGAUUUUUUGCUUAUUUUAAAAUCAUACCCGGGAACUUUAGUUGUGGAAAAGUUGACCAAGAUGAGCAUUUUUACCAUCUUACAUUUGUUCUCAGAAUGACCCAAAUAUUACACAAAACAAAAAUAAUAUUUUAGGUCACAGACUCCUUAAAAUUAAGGUUUUGUAAUACACUUAGCUACUCUGGUCACAAUGUAGGGACUAGAGGCCCUUUUUUAAGAAUUCUUUAGUGGGGCAGUCACCACAACGAGACAAUAUUAUAAUAAGUGCAUGUGGAGAGAUGACUGAUGUUGAUGUUAAAACUUUGGUGUGGUGUCAAAUGUAAUAGCCUAGAUGAGUCUGGGGCAUUCUCCUCAGAACCAGAAUAUGUUCGUAUUUUUACACAUCCAAUUAGGACCGCAUUUCGUGCGUAUACGAUAUACAUUAUUACAUUAUACUGUCCAUAGAUUGAAUCUUCAGUUAAGUACUUGCAUGUAUGGUAUGUUAAUGUUAUACAAUGCACAACUCGGCCAUAAACGUGUUUUGCCAAGCCUUCCAACAACUCAAAUAUAUAUAUAUAUAUAUAUAUAUAUAUAUAUAUAUAUAUAUAUAUAUAUAUAUAUAUAUAUAUAUAUAUAUAUAUAUAUAUAUAUAUAUAUGGAGUCGGGAAUAUGCUACCUGCUAGUUUUUUUUCAACCUAAGUUAACACAAGUUUAUAGCAUUUUAAAAAAGAUAUUGAAUGACAUUUAAAGAGAAAUUAACAUAUGACAUAAGAUUCACAAAGCAAGGUUCCUAGAAUAUCAAACUUUUAUUUUAGAGAAAAGGGAUCUUGACUGAGGGGUUGUUGUUGAUUGUUGCUAUGCUUAGGAGGACAAAAUAGUUGACUGGAGGGGGGCUUCUGGCCCUGCUGGGGCGUACUAAAGAAUCACAUCGAUGACCAGGUUAAUUUGUUGUUAUUGAAUUUUAUAGUUUCCACAUCUCGCCCAUUGUCAGAAAAGGAAUCCUUCAUCCAACUUGAAGGUAAUUUUACUAAAUCGUUUGGGAGACACCGUAUAGCCACGCAAAGGCAGCUGCUCCCGUACUCCAAACAAUGCGGUGACAAGGCGGGAAACAGCAGAUUGCCUUUUUAUUCAAGAACUACACUUCCAAACUCGUGCGUUAUUCCCAUGAAUUGAAAUUGAGAACUGUUUUCAGACAAUUUAGCUCAAAUUUGAACCUGAAAUUCCUGUCAGAAACAUUACCAAUCGCAAAUAAUUGACUAAUGGUCAUGACUCAUCUUGCUCUACAAUGCAUUUUUUUAGUCUUUAGUGUUAUGCAACGAUUUCCAAACAAUGCCGAUAUUUCUCUAACUAUAUAUAUCGGCAACAAAUUAAGUAAUCAAACAAAAUUUUAAGGACCAUUGCCGCCCACAAAAGGCUCUGAAGUGCCCUUUUUAAAUAGCCGACCCACCGCCUCACGUUGCUUCCAGUACCUCUGAAUCUUCCAAUAUCUAUUAAAACUUUUAACUGAAAUGUGGUGUCAAAUGGUUCUGUCAUGACCACAUCAUGUAUGGUGUUGAAGCAGAUGUGGUUUUAAGCAUACAGUAUGAUUCGCAUGUGAAUCACAUGUGUUUUAACAUUAAGAAUUAUAAUAUUUAAACAUUGGUUGUUUCCAGCUUGUUGACAAGUUAUCAAGGGCUGGUUGACAACUUGUUAAAACGUUGUCGAGCUUGUUACAGUGCCAGUUGUUUCAACAACAACUUAUCAUCUUGCAUCUGAACAAAUUUGUUAACUGAGUCUGUGAUCUUUGUACAUAAUCUUUGUACAGCAGCUUGACGAAUUAACAACAUUGUCACAACAAGUUGACAAACAAAUCUUUUUGACAAGAUGUGAGCACUCGCUCCCCCACCGCCCCACGUAUAUUUAUUUGUAAUUUUACCUGACAAACUGUUUUCAGGAUCCUAAUGCCUUUUGGGAUUUCAUGACGAUACGUGAAGAAUCAGUUCAUAUGCUAAUGAUGAUUUUUGCUGACCGUGGGAUACCGGAUGGAUAUCAACAUAUGAACGGCUAUUCUGGUAACACCUUUACGAUGGUAAACACAAAACAAGAAGCAGUUUAUGUCAGAUUUAAAUGGAAAGUAAGUAUUGUGACUCAGUUAAUUACGAGCUUUUUAAAGUAAUUUUUAUAUCUGAUAGUGAAGAAAGAUAAUGUUUAAAUCUGAAAAUGAAAAAUCAGUAAUAAUUUUGCUCAUUCUUUCAAUUUAUCAGAUCUAUACAAUUUGUAUAGACCUUAUAUAAAUUGAAAGAAUGAGCAAACUUUUUACUGAUUUUAUUCAAAUAAUGUGAAGAUGUUCUGAUGGAACGAUUACAUUUGAAACAAAAUGUGGCAUGAAUAUUAACUCCUUAUUAACCGAGCGCGAGGUCUGUACAGGGAAAUAUGGGACCGAGGUCUUUUUUUAACAGACCGAGCCCGUAGAGCGAGGUUUGUACAAAAAAGCCGAGGUCCGAUAUUUCUCUGUACAUACCGAGCAAGCGAUGUUAGUAAAAAGUUUAUUAUAUGGCAUUUGUACUCUCUCCUCCGCAGAGCCUCCUUAAGUAUUUGCAAAUAACUUACAUGAAGUUUUCUGAAUAAAAGUGAGCGCGCGCGAUGUGAUGGGAAGAUUGAAAUGAAGUUGGGUAGGUUCUGCAAGAUAAUGCGACGAAGUAUGGUUUUGGAACCAAACCAAACAAGCUGUUUGACUUUUUUUAAACUUGAAAUCGACGGAAAUGUGAAAGAAAUUGAAACGAAUCUUCAUAAUCUGAGUAUCGAAGUUCAAUAGAGUCAUUCUUAUAAAGAAAUGUUGCAAUUAAGAGGAUAUUUAUAAUUUAGAUAGCUCGUAUCCAUUGAUAUUCGUUUGCAAUUUCUCAAUAUUUUUCGAUGCAAAUGGACGGAAGAAGAUAUUGAUUUAAUUAAUUCACCCCAGGAUAUUCAAGUACGCUUGAAAAUGAAAGUCGAAAACAGAUUUUAACACCCUUGAUGGUUGAUCGAACUUCAUUACAAACGAUUAGAUAUGACCUUACUUCGAUAAAAAUAUGACAAAUCUUCAUCGCAGCUUCCGCUUCCAAACUCCUCAACAAUAGCCAAAUUCGAACUGUCACCGCCAAAAAAUACCAUAGCCUUUAAAAUACACGAAAAAUCUCGUUGUAAAAGUAUAAAUUAUUUGCCCUUUUCCCCUUUUAUACUGUUCGCCAUCUUGAAUGGAUCACUCCAGUUAUAAAUAAAGAUCUGUGGCCAGUGUCAGGCUAACCUAAUCUUGUUUAUAGACCAAUCAAGGCGUACAGAAUAUUACAAACCCAAAGGAUCCUAGACUCAAUGAUCUGGAUUAUUCGACCCAACUACUGUAUGACGGCAUCAAAAGGGGAGAAUAUGUAAGUAAAAAGAAAAGUAUAUCAUGCUGAUGACCUAGAGUUCAGGCUUCGCGAAACUCGUUUAAACAAUAUUUAAGGGUCCUGCUGUGGUAAAAUGGAAAAUGGGUUUUGCCUAAUUCUUGACUGAGAAUGACAGGCACAAAAAUAGCCAUUAGGAAACUAAGAAACCAAUAUCUUAAUUUACGGAAAACACUAUGUAUAAUGGUUGUUUCUUUUUCAGCCGUCUUGGACGUUACAAUACCAAUACAUGACUCCAGCACAAGCACAGUCGCCUAAGUACAAAUCAAUCGCUUUUGAUGUGACAAAGGUAACUUUGUACCCAUGUACCACACAAUGUGUCUGAAAUCAAUGCAUGAAAUCCGGUGUCACAGCGGAUUGUGCCCAGAUAAGCUAUUUCUAUCGUUGGUAAUAACCUAUAUAUGACCUUUAUAGUUUUGUGUGUGUUUUGAUGCUACGUACUCAGGUGAAUAUAAUGUUUUUUUUAUGUCAGCAUAGUAUCCCAAAGGUCGCGGGUUCGAUUCCCACCGUGGUAGGUUAACUUUUCAGCUUGCCCGGUGUGGAUAUACACUCAGAGUAACAUCAAAAACAUUAUAUAUGAUUUUUUUUCACGGUCUGUGGCGAAGGAGAAUUAAGACCUGAUACAAAUGUUAUUAAAAGUUCGUGCAGUACAACUGGGCGGACUUCGGUUGUAGGUCUGAUUGGCUAUUUCUAUAACAAUGCCAUGCUUGAUGUAUCGUUGGCUAUUUAUCAACGAUCAAGAACCUGAAGGGUUUGCCCCGAAACGUUAAUAAAGUUUUUCUUUGUGCUGUUUUUUGAUGUUUUAAUUUAAUAGAUAGUAGGGAGCUUUAGAUUUGACUACGGCUACGAGAUCUAGUAUACGACUAGAAGAUUUUUUCGUGAAAUAUCUGCUCCAGAAAGCUUAAAACUGUACGUAUAGUUUGGUUCAAGUGUUGUUUCAAAGAUGCACUAUGACAAACAGUGAACGACAGCAAGUCUCAAGUAGAAGAAAUUUAACGGAAAAAUCUCGUAGUCGUAGUCAUAUCUAAAGUUUCCUAGUUAUAUAAUUUGAGUACAGAGUUAUACAUACACAGCCAAUUUGAAAAAGAUUGCUCUUCGAAAAUCUAUACCUUAAUUUAAGCAUCUUAAAGGUGGCGACACCAUUGAACCAAGUGAAAAUACGAUGCCUUUUUUUAUAUAAAUUUGUUUCUUUGACUUUGUUGAUGAAUAUAGGUAUGGCCACACACUGAUUUUCCGUUAAAUGACAUUGGCAAGUUAACAUUAAACGCAAAUCCAAACAACUACUUUGCUGAAGUUGAACAAGCAGCAUUCAGUCCUUCGAGAUUAGUACCCGGUAUCGAAGGGUCCCCUGACCAAUUGCUUCAAGGUCGAAUCUUCGCUUACAACGACACCCAAGUUUACCGUCUGGGAGUGAACUACAAUCAAUUGCCCGUGAAUCGUACUCAACAUCGUCCGCAUAAUUAUCAAAGAGAUGGAGCUCAAGCCAUUAUAGAUCCGAGUAAGAUUACGUAUCUUACGGUUACACCUUUUGAUCUUUGUUCAGGGAACUUAUAGGCCAUCUCUCUGCAGGCAGGAAGUAAUUUUGGUAGUUGCAUUUUUGAGGGAGGCAUUGGGGGGUAUUCAAUACCGUAAUACUGCAAGUAAAUUUUGUCAAUUACCGCAGUUUUUUAGUCCAGAAUUGCAAAUACGGUGUACCGCAAGAGUUUCCAAUAUCGUAUUACCGCAAUUUUUCAAGGAAAAUACCGAAAUACCGUAAGAAAAAUAAGCCAGUACCGCCAUACCGUAAAUCCCAAUGCCCCCCUCAUUUUUCGCAAUCUCUUCUAAUAAAUGUACAAAAUUAACUUUCGAAAUUUCCAUCAACAAAAUCCUUCAACAAUUAGUGAGAUCUAGAUGCCCCAAUUCCUGAAAUUUUACAUUCUGUCCAUGAAGGAGACUACCGUCAGUAUUCUAAAAGCUCACUCACACACAAAGAGUGGAGAUUCAAUCUGAGCUUCCCCUGAGCGUCAAAUGAAUGCUCAUGUUUUUGAAUAGCUGGAGGGUUAGUGUCGUACCUUACCACGUGACCACUCACCUUCCAGCUAUUCAAAAACAGCACUGACACUCAAGAGAAGCUCAGAUUCAACUUCCGCUCUUUGAGUGCGAGUGAGCUUUCAGAAUGCAGGCGCACAUCUUUAUCUUGGCUUGGAAGGCUAAAAGGGUUUCAACAGCCUGUAUGGCGGCCCACGCCCGCCAAAAUUCCUUCCCCGGGGAUACAUCAUAACAUGAAGUCGCAGUAUAUACAGGGUGUAUAAAAAAAGCGCAAUCCUCGACUGAAAUGUAAAUUGCUAAACAAAUAAUAGACGAAAACGUUAAAGUUUACAUUCAUUUUAAAGCGUAGCCAUUCAGCUUUCUAAUAGUGGGUUGUUUCUUAAAUUUGACUCAUUGGUUCGCGGGUAAUAAUACUUAACAAUUAUUGGAUGAGGUUUUUGUGAUAUGCGGAAUUAUCAAGGUCGAGGUAAGCGUUAUCAGCCGAGCCGAACGAUUACCGAGACCUUGAUGAUUUUGCAUAUCGCAAAAACCGAAUUCAAUAAUUGUUUUAUUAUACAUUUGAAGAAUAAUAAACAUAGUAUUUUAAAUAAUAAAACAAUUAUUGAAUUCGGUUUUUGCGAUAUGCAAAAUUAUCAAGGUCUCGGUAAGCGUUAUAUUCAAUAUGAUUUCUGGUAAAGCUAUUCAAGUAAAACGUUUCUAUAAACAAGUCUCAGGAAAUCCAGCAGUUAAAUUAAUUACAAAUAUAAAAGAAACAUAUUAUCGUUAAGAUGUUAACGUAUUAAAAUAUUUACUUGUUAAAGUAAACAUUACAAUUAUGAAAUGUACAUUCAUUUGAAAAUUGAAAUGUACACUCAUUUGAAAUGUACACUCAUUCAAUUUCACGCAACCUAACACAAAAUUCAGUUAUCUGCUAGCAGAUAACUGAGUUAGCAGAUAACUGAAUUUUGUGUAGGUUGCGUGAUUGCGCGAUUUAACUGUUAGCUCUUAGCCAAUCAAAUUGCUUUUACCAACUGCAAUGUAUAAUAAUUUACGUUAUUGCGAUUGGAGAUUAAAAUAAUUGAGAUGGAAUAACAAAUCGUUCUCAUGAAAAUAACUGAUUUUUUCAUUAAAACAAAAAAAGUUGCAUUUUAUUAAAUGGAUUGUAACAAUAAGUAUAAUUACGGCUUUUCUUCCACUAUUUUUAACUCAGUUUGAAACUUCAAACGCGAUAUAAUUUUGGCUUGGACCAUCUAAGCUGAUCAAUGACAUCAACUUGCUAUAAUUUCUGUUUACAUUACAUCGCAAUUCCAUGACAUUCUGGCUCAGACACCAAUCUCGUUCCCCGAACCUGCAAUCCUCGGGAAGGAAUCGAAGGCUCUGGGAUAAUCCGUUACCGGAAGCCAAGAAUCCUGGCUAAGAUUGAACUACGCAUUCCAUUUCAAUGGCCAAUCAGAUUCCUCCCUGAAACGGAUUAUCCCAGAACCUCGCGUUCCUUCCCGAGGAUCGCAGGCUCAGGGAACGAGAUUGGCUCAGACACCAGAAUGUUUUGACGAUUUUUAGCAUUCGUUUAGGAUUUUCAAACAACCUGGUCUCUUUUAAAAUACUUUUAAUUUGUUCUUACGUGGUUUUCCAGAUGUAGUGACGACAACAUUAAAGUUUAAAGAAGAAAAUUCUAACAUUUAAACCGACUAAACAAUAACAUAUAGUAAACUUGCAUAAUUUAACAGCAACUAAAAAUGAUAGGUUUUACGAAAUCUUUUCCUGUGCAAUUAUUACUAGCAUUGGAGACAAGGAUAAUAGUUUGUUUGAAAAAGAAAAGAACAGGCAUUGAAGCAAGCCUAAAAGCGUUUAACUAGAAAUAGUAUUUCAAAAGUUAUUAAGCACAAAAGUGAAUUGCGUUUAUUUUGAUACACCCUGUAGAUCUAUAUAAUCGUUAAUUAAUAUCAUUCUCCCUGAUUUGUUUAGGUGCGAACGAAGUGAACUACUACCCUAACAGCUUUAACGGACCUCAACCUGAUAACCACACACUGCAUUCUAUAACGGUUUGUAAUAACUUCAGUUGUUCGGCCUAAGGGAAAAGUUAAGAAAAGAGGGCGGAAAUUUGGCAAAACUUUGAUAGCAUCGUAUAAGAGGAUUAAGAGUUAGUUGAUAAGCGCACUGAUAAAACUCCUUUGUUUCUUUGAAGAGUUUAAUCAUCUUUGAAGGAUAUAUUCAUCUUAUAUCUAGGUUACAGGUGAUGUCAAACGUUAUGAUACUGACCACAUGGAUAAUUUCACACAAGCCACAGUUUUUUACAACAAAAUUUUGAACGCCGAUAUGAGAGGUCGCCUUGGAUUCAACAUUGCGGAAAACUUGAAAGGGGCUAACACAAAGUUACAAAUGAAAGCUGUGAGUAUACAAUAUACAGCUAGAUGUCCCCAAAAACCACCCAAAACUAUUUAAGUAACGCAUUGUUAGAAUUUAAAUGCCCUAGCACUAAGCUCAACGCAAAGAUGCGUAAAAUAUUGACAGGGUGCAUGAUAUUAAUGAAUAUUGACUUAAAAUAUCUUUGUAUGAUUUUCUGCACUUGGGAAUUUAAGGCAGCUUUUUAAAUUGAACAUUAUGAAUAAAAUUUACUUAUGUCAAGCUUUUAUGCACUUGUGGGUUCAUCAGAGUGCUGAGGCAUAUUCAAUAGUUUUGUUUUUUGGGGGGCCCCUAUUAAUGUCUGUCAGUUUCCGGAGGGAAAUAGUUUUGUUUUCCCGAGAGUCCCAACGUUUCAAACUAUUUCACAAGCAAUGUUUUAGGAAAGUUACCUAUAGCAAUGUUUUAGGAAAGUUACCUAUCCGUGACUCAAACAAUAGGAUAAAUUCAGAGGAAAUUGCUAUUGGUGGAUUUGGCAAAAAUACAAUACAAACGUGACGACGGUGAAGGAAAAUAUUUAUGAAUAAACGUUGACUAACAUCGACAAUGAGUUUAUAUUGUUAUUCUAAUGAGUUUCCAAACCAUCUAUUCUAUUAACUAUGGUUAUAUACUACAUUCGAAUCAUACAACUAUUACCACUUAUUUUUCACCCUGCUCGGUUUCCUUUGUUCUUGUCGGGGAAUAUAAUCAAUAUUCCCCUCUAAUCAAUUUCCGUUUAAUAAUCGCCUCUAAUAUUCACCUGCAAUUAAUAAUCCCCUCUAAUAUUCACCUGCAAUGUCUUUGCCUUGCAGCACAAAAAAUGAGAAAAAACAACAUCGCGAAGGCAAUAUGGCAUUAAGAAUUAUUUCUUUUCUGACUCAUUAACGCGACCUCGCAGUGUGAAAAAUAAGUACGUUAUUUUGGGGCACCUCGGGGAUAUGUGUUUAUUCACCUCGGCGCUGCGCGCCUCGGUGAAUAAAUCACAUAUCCCCUCGUUGCCUCAAAAUAACCUAUACUUAUUUACUGAGACCGAGGGAAACAGCGUGUUUGUGGCCCCGAGACAGCCGUUGUCGCCGGAGGCGAAGCCCAGUUUAUAAGCUUGUUUAAAAGACAGUUGUUUAUAAACUUGCGAGCUGUGCCGCCAUUUUGUUUUUCAAUUGUUGUAAGGUGGGGCGAAUUAUACGUUUGGCGUUCGCUCCAGCUAUAUAACAAUAUCUUGUCAAUUCUUGCCAGUCUCUUGGUAUUAAAUUUUGUGCACUUUUUCAAUAGGUGGCCAUGUUUAAUAAGGUGAAUGCUGAACUUGCAAAAACAAUAACUAAAUAUCUGUCCACGCCACAGGUAUUGUACUAGUUUAUAUUAAUAAUUAAUCGCGUUUAAUAAAUAGGUACCUAUUUUCGGCAUGACUAAGGUUCAUGAAGUUGGCC